Molecule: messenger RNA, 903 nt
Organism: Scedosporium apiospermum
Lineage: Eukaryota; Fungi; Ascomycota; Sordariomycetes; Microascales; Microascaceae
Product: Inositol monophosphatase 2
Exons: 2
Coding region: 1-903 (300 amino acids)
Biological process (GO): signal transduction; inositol metabolic process; phosphatidylinositol phosphate biosynthetic process
Molecular function (GO): inositol monophosphate 1-phosphatase activity
Source: RefSeq, a predicted model, not a curated record
AUGUCGGACCUCGACCUCAAAGCCAUUCGCGACAAGCUCGUCGACAUUGCUCGAGUAGCCGGUCGUAUGAUUCUGGAUGCCAAUUUCAAGCAGGACUUUGCCACGGAUACUAAGCUCAACUCCGUCGACAUCGUCACCGAAACCGACAAAGCCGUCGAAGAUUACAUCUCCACGACCCUCCGCGAAGCGUACCCAACCAUCUCCUUCAUGGGCGAAGAAACCUGGCAACCGGGAACCAAAGUCACCGACACACCCACCUUCAUAGUCGACCCCAUCGACGGCACGACAAACUUCGUCCACUCCUUCCCCCACGCCUGCGUCUCCCUCGGCCUCUCCGUAUCUCGCGUCCCCGUCAUCGGCGUCAUCUACAACCCCUUCCUCGACAUCCUCUACUGGGCCAUCAAGGGCCAAGGAGCCUUCAUGCAGACGCGCCCCGGAGGCUCCACCAUCGACCGCCGACUACCGCUGGCCAAGAACCCCACGCCCUUGAAGGGGUUGGACACGGCGCUCGUGGCGGUGGAGUGGCCCGCCGCGCGGGACGGCCCCAACUUCGAGGUCAAGGCCGAUACGUUUCGGAAAUUGACGGCGAGCAAGGAGACGGGGGGGAGUAUGGUGCAUUCGCUUAGGUCGAUGGGGUCGGCCGCUUUGAACCUGGCGGCUGUGGCGGCGGGCCAGUUGGACAUGUAUUGGGAGGGCGGGUGCUAUGCUUGGGAUGUUUGCGCGGGGUGGUGUAUUUUGACGGAGGCGGGUGGGUUGAUGGUUGGUGGGAACCCGGGGGUGUGGGAGCCGGGCGUAGAUGAGAGGAAGUAUCUUGCUGUUAGGGCGGCGCCGGGUGGGCAGAGGGAGAUUGUGGAGGAGUUUUGGGGUGUUAUUGGGGAGGGGAGGAUGGAGUAUGAGCAUUAG